Nicrophorus vespilloides is the source of this 297-nucleotide messenger RNA. Its product is annotated as UPF0691 protein C9orf116. The record is from RefSeq and is a predicted model, not a curated record. Gene Ontology annotation, biological process: axoneme assembly. NCBI's taxonomy places the organism in Eukaryota, Metazoa, Arthropoda, Insecta, Coleoptera, Silphidae. Gene Ontology annotation, cellular component: axonemal microtubule. Bases 1 to 297 code for a protein of 98 amino acids. The transcript has 2 exons.
AUGCAGUGUCCCGAUUCGGAGCCGUUCUACAGGACGUCGGACUUCUACAAGACGUGCGGACUUCCGAAGAGGUUCGAAUAUCCGUCGUGGUUCCACGGCUACGGCCUCCAGAAACGACCGCCUCAACAUCCCUUCUACAAAACGACGUCUAGCGACUACGGCAGGUAUCCGCCGACCGUUCACACCGUUCCCACCUGCUUCCAUCCGAACACCCAGGAAUUCACGACGCUUCUCGCAAAGACAGGAAUGUACAGGAAUUACUCAUUAAACACCGGCCUGGACCCGACCAUUUACUAA